Messenger RNA from Musca domestica (house fly), 2143 nucleotides. RefSeq names its product SEC14-like protein 2. Lineage: Eukaryota; Metazoa; Arthropoda; Insecta; Diptera; Muscidae. Gene Ontology annotation, cellular component: cytoplasm. The coding region runs from base 253 to 1488 and encodes 411 amino acids. The record is from RefSeq and is a predicted model, not a curated record. The transcript has 9 exons.
CAGUAUGGAAAAGAGUUUUAAUAUAACGAAGAACUGGGUAUUCCGACCAGUUGUAGAAUAGCCGCGUGCAUUGAAACAUCGCUUGCAAUACAAACUAAAUUUGCUUUUAAUUGCCCAGCUGUUGUACGUUCAACAUCAGCCGUAUUAAAUAGAGAAGUGUAGAUAGCUAUUCGAUUCAUUGCCAAUAACAACAACAACACAGAGCAUCGCAGCAGAACAUUGCACCACAGAAUCCAACAACGCAAAUUGAAAAUGUCAAUGGUACCAGAACUCACUGAAAGUCAGCAACAAACACUCGCUGAGUUCCGCAAAAAAGUCUCCGACUGUUUGGUGGACAAUGAAGUCCAUGACGAUUACUUUCUGUUGCGCUGGCUUCGAGCCAGAAAAUGGGACGUCGAUGCUGCAGAGAAAAUGUUAAGAAAUGCUAUGAAAAAUCGUAUUUCCAUCAAUAUUGACAGUUUGGAUAAAUGGGAAGCUCCUGAAGUUUUGAGAAAAUAUUUACCAUAUGGCGUGGUGGGUUAUGACAAAGAAGGAUCACCAAUUAUUGUUUGUCCCUUCUACCAGUUUGACAUCUAUGGCAUGUUACACUGUGUAACACGUUUCGAUUUCAUUCGUUAUGUGGUUAAAAUCUUGGAAAACGUCAUGAAACAGGGCUUCGAACAGAGUAAGACACAUGGUGUCAAAGCUCGCCAAGUUGUGGUGAUUUUCGAUGUAGCCGAUUUCAAUAUGACCCAAUACGCCUGGCGCCCAGCUGUUGAAUUGGUCAUGGCCAUGAUCAAGGAGUAUGAACAAAAUUAUCCUGAAAUAUUGAAAAUGUGUUACAUUAUAAAUGCUCCCAAGGUUUUCUACUUUGCAUUCAAUUUUGUUAAGAAAUUAUUGGAUGAAUAUACCAUGAGCAAAAUCAGCAUUUCCAAAUAUGGUUCGGACAAAUGGAAGGAGGCUGCAUUCAGUCAUAUUGAUCCCGAUAUUAUGCCCAAAUCAUUUGGCGGCAAUUUAGUGGAGAAUGGUGAUGAAAAAUGUCCCAGCAAAAUUGUCUGGGGCGGAAAAAUUCCCAAAGAGUUGUAUGUGGAACAGAAAGAUGAUGAUGACAAGAGUUUCAUUGAAGCUAUUGUGAAUAAGGGCAACAAACUGAAAUUGGAAUUCGAUGUUGGCUCCAAGAAACCUACUGAAGAGGACAAAUUACUAUCGUGGGAUUUCCGUACUGUUGAUCAUGACAUCAAAUUCGGUAUUUACAGCAUUGACAAUGCCACAGGUGAAAAACGCAGUGAAGUGCCAUUAACCAAAGUCUACUCAAAUGAAAUGAAUGAAGUUGGUUUUAUUACUACCCGACCCAAUACCAAAUAUACUGUUGUCUUUGACAACUCCGGCAGUUAUUUGCGUAGCAAGAAACUACGCUAUUGGGUCUCAUUGAUAUCAGAAAACGAUGACAUGUUGACAUUACAAUCACAAGUUGGACAAACUGAAGUUGUACCCGCCGAUAAUAACUGAAUCCAGAAAAAAAAAGAACAGCACAACUCCAAAUCUUGUACAGUCUAUAAAGUAAAACAAACUAUUCAACUCAUUAUAUUAAAGAAUGUGCAAAUCAUAGGAUCAGAUGCUAGCAAGCCAAACAUUCCAAACGGGUUAUCAGUUUAAGUAGGAAAACUUUAAAAUUUAUGACAACAAGAUAAGAAUCCUUUGAUGUGCAAUAUUAGAAUGCCUUAGUUAGCAAUUAUUACCCAUCCAUCUGUCAUCAAUAUGUAAGCAGGUGUAACUUAUUGAAAAUAUUUAUAUUUGUGUGUUUAAUGAAAGACGUAGCCUUUUUUUAAAUAUUUGAAUCCGGUGUAUGUUUAGAAUAUUUAUGUAUACAAAACUACCAUAUGUAUGUAUGUACGUACUCUUCCGCCUCUCUAUUAAAUAUUAAAUGAAAUGUGAUACUUAAUUUGUUUUUGUAAUAACUAUGUAUUUUUGUUUUUGUUUUUUUAUUUGUUUCUUUUCUUCUUGUGUAUUAUUUUUUGUAAAUAUCUUAAAUUUAUGGUUACUUUUAAGUAAAUGUAGUUUUUUUUUAUUUUUUUCUUAUUUUCCCUUCUUUAAAUUUGUUUGUUUUUGUUUCUUUAUGUGUGUAUUAAUAAUUAAUAAAUUGAUUGUUUUUUUUAAUGAAAUG